CGGGACCCCCAAUGUCCUUCGAGGAGGUAGCCGUGUUCUUCUCAGAGGAGGAAUGGGCUCUGCUGGAUCGUGCCCAGAGAACUCUGUACUGGGAAGUCAUGCAGGAGAAUUGCGAGACGGCGGCCUCUCUGGGACUUUGGGUUCCUGGACCAUUUCUUGACGCACAACACCAUCCAAGGGAAAUGAGGUUCCUCCAGAUGUGUGAGGCAUCAGGAGGGUGUGCAGGUGUCCCCUCGUCAGUAGGAGAUAUAUCAGAGACUGAGGGACAGGAGCAACCGGGAGAGGUGUCUUCAGAAAGAGACGAGGAUCUGGAGGUGGACCCUUGGGAUCGAGAUGGACCUCCGAGGCCGCUGAAAAGAAAAAGGGAAGGAAAACAGAAGCAGAGGAAGGAAUUGGUUGCCUGUCAGGGCAGAAACGCAUUUGCGAUCCCAGCCCAAGGCAAAAUACAAAAAGAAAAUGGAAGGAAUAAGCACUCCCUGAAAGGGGUAAGGUUCACCUCUGUAUCCAGUGUUAAGAAAGAUCAGAAGAUCCAAACAAGCAAGAAAACAUAUGGCUGCUUGGUGUGUGGGAAGAGCUUUAGACGGAAGGAUACCCUUACUCUACAUCAAAGGAUUCACACAGGGGAGAAGCCCUAUAAAUGCUUGGAAUGUGGAAGGACCUUCUAUCACAGUAGCCAUUUCACUGACCAUCAAAGGAUUCACACAGGAGAGAAGCCGUACAAAUGCCCGGAGUGUGGAAAGAGCUUCAGUCGGAAGGACAACCUUGCUAUGCAUCAGAAAGUUCACAUAGCAGACAAGCCAUAUAAAUGUUUGGAGUGUGGAAACAGCUUCAGCUGGAAGUGUAGCCUUACUUUACAUCAGAGGAUUCAUACAGGGGAGAAGCCGUAUAAAUGCUUGGAGUGUGGAAAGACUGUCUCUCACAGUGGCGACUUCACUAAACAUCAGAGAAUUCACACAGGGGAGAAGCCAUAUAAAUGCUCACAGUGUGGAAAGAAGUUCUCUCAGAGGAGCAACCUCACUAACCAUCAACAGAUUCACACAGGAGAGAAGCGCUAUAAGUGUUCGGAGUGUGGGAAGAGCUUCAGACAGAGAUGCCACCUUACUUCACAUCAGCUCAUUCACACUGGGGAGAAGCCAUUUCAAUGCUCAGAUUGUAGCAAGAGCUUUUCUGAUACAUCAGAACUUACUAAACAUCAGAGGGUUCAUACUGGGGAGAAGCCCUAUAAAUGCUUGGAGUGUGGGAAGAGCUUCAGACGGAGUGGCCACCUUAUUUCUCACCAACAGGUUCACAUUGGUGAGAAGUCAUUUAAUUGCUCAGAUUGUAGCAAGAGCUUUUCUUAUCAAUCAAGCCUUAAUAAACAUAAGAGGAUUCACGCAGGGGAGAAACCAUUUAAAUGUUCAGAUUGUAGCAAGAACUUUUCUACUAAAGCAGACCUUACUAAACAUCAGUGGUUUAGGGAGAAGCCCUAUAAAUGCUUGAAGUGUGGGAAGAUGAGCUUACUUCACAUUGUCGGGUUCACUCUGGGGAGAAGCCAUUUAAAUGCUCAUAUUGUAGCAAGAGCUUUUAUCAAUGCAAGAGGAUUCACACAGAGGAGAAACUGUAAAAAUGUUUGGAGUGUGGUAAAAGUUUCAGUCCCAGCGCAAGGUUUACUCGUCACCAAAGAAGUCACACUAGAGGGAAAAUUUCCCAUCUAA
Gekko japonicus is the source of this 1694-nucleotide messenger RNA. RefSeq names its product zinc finger protein OZF-like. The coding region runs from base 12 to 1694 and encodes 560 amino acids. Gene Ontology annotation, biological process: regulation of DNA-templated transcription. The record is from RefSeq and is a predicted model, not a curated record. Lineage: Eukaryota; Metazoa; Chordata; Lepidosauria; Squamata; Gekkonidae. The transcript is spliced from 4 exons.